Molecule: messenger RNA, 1375 nt
Organism: Manduca sexta (tobacco hornworm)
Lineage: Eukaryota; Metazoa; Arthropoda; Insecta; Lepidoptera; Sphingidae
Product: WD repeat-containing protein 74
Exons: 8
Coding region: 72-1352 (426 amino acids)
Biological process (GO): ribosomal large subunit biogenesis
Cellular component (GO): nucleolus; preribosome, large subunit precursor
Molecular function (GO): protein binding
Source: RefSeq, a predicted model, not a curated record
ACUGUCAAACUGACAGUUUGUUUCACGUGUAUAUUUUGUUGUGUUAGUUUGUUAAUUUUAAUGUAAUCAUAAUGUUAUUAACUGAAGACACAGAUAUUGAUUUAUUCGUCGCCAGUAAAAUCGGCUCAUUUAAACAUAUAAAAUACCACACGGAAUCCAGUAAGAACACAAAGAAAUGCAUAGAGAACCUGGUAGAUAUAAAAUCUCUGCAGAAAGAUGAUUGUGUGACAUGCAUGGAGUGGGGGAACAAGGACCAGACAGAGAUACUUAUUGGAAAGAAGAAUCAAGAGAUCCAAGUAUAUUCAACACUCCAAGGCUUCACAAAGACGUACACAGCAGACUACUCGGAGGGACAUGUGGUGGGGCUGGGGCGGUGCGGGCGCCGGCUGCUGUCCGCGACGGCGGGCGGCGUGGUGCGCGUGUGGGGGAAGGAUCUGGACAUCAACACUGGCGGCAAGCUGGAUCGGAUGAGGGUGUGCGAUGACGACACUCUGUUUGCUACAGGUGGAGAAGAGAAUGACCUCAAAAUAUGGCGCCUCGGUGAAGCCGAGCCGGUAUUCCAAGCCAAGAACCUCCCUCACGACUGGCUGCAACUCCGGCGGCCUAUCUGGGUGACAGACCUCACCUUUUUACCUGGAGAGGGCGGGAGAUUGGCCGCCGUGUGCUCCAGGCAUGGAUAUGUAAGACUGUACGACUCGCGAGCCCAGCGCAGGCCGGUUCACAACGUGGAGUUCCAGCUGGCGGCCACCUGCAUCGCGCCCAGCUUUGAUGAACGACAAGUGCUGGUAGGCUUCGGCCGCGGUCAGAUCCACCAAGUAGAUCUGCGCGUGGGCAGGCCCGACAAGGGUUACAAGGGAUGCGUGGGCUCAGUGACUUGCCUCGCGGCCGUCAAACAGCAGCGGCUCAUCGUGAGCGCCAGCCUCGACAGGCACAUCAGGGUGCACCGCUACGAGACAAAGGAAUUGUUGUAUAAGCAAUAUCUAACAUCAAAGCUGACGUGCGUGCUGGCUCAGACGGAGUCCAGCACUCCUCUGAGUAAGCAACCGGAUGAGGUGAAGGACGAGCCCGUGGAAGCGGAAACAGCGCAGGACCCUCCCGAUGAUAUGGACCAGCUGUUUGACAACAUGGAGACUGUGGGUGACAAACCUAAAAAGAUCAAAAAAGAAAUGGAAGAAUCUGUACAGUUGAAAAAGAUGAAACCAUCUACAGAGGGCAGCACUGUCGUUGAUCUUACCGAGGAAGAGCGUGAGGACGCCAUCAAGCAGCUUCUGCGCAGCACCGAAAAGCAGAAGAAGAAGAGAGAGAAGAAAAAACGACAGAAGAAAGCGAAGAGCGUGUUCCAUAAUGCUUAAUAAUAAAAGUAGUUGUAAUUGAA